Molecule: messenger RNA, 3276 nt
Organism: Pocillopora damicornis (cauliflower coral)
Lineage: Eukaryota; Metazoa; Cnidaria; Anthozoa; Scleractinia; Pocilloporidae
Source: RefSeq, a predicted model, not a curated record
GCACCACAAGCAACAUUUCAAAUGAAUACUGAAGAAUGAAAAACGCGUUGUUAAAGGGCCGACUCCGCGCUACGGGCUCUUAUUUCAACAUUGCUAUGCGUGAAUGUCUCGAAACAUCACUUGAUUCGCCAGGAAGUUUAUUAGAAGCAGGUGCAUUUGACAUCUCAAGCGUGACUGCAUCUUGAUUUGUUCAGCAUUGAGAUAAUGAAGUACACAAUUGGACAUUUUUUAUCGACGGCAUUGAUCUUUCUCAGACAUUUUUAAGUCCACUCUCGCUCAGUGCACGAGAGCAAGCCCAUGUUGUUUGUCGCCAAACACAGAUGUGGGCGAGAUAAACUACUGAAGGCGUUCAGAACCUAUUCGCGAUAUGAUUAAGUGAGUUGAGAAGUUUACGAUGAAGACUGAAGAGUCGAAGUUAAAAGCAUCCUUUACCAAGGAUAUAUCUGCUAAUUCAGGGACAACAUCGUCUAAUUGCACCGUAAAAAAAGUUCCUUUACUUGUUCACAGCAGCGGUCUAAAUACGCCGAACAGAUCUUAUGUUUAUCAGCCUAAGGUUCCUAAACCAAAGGCCGAACAAUCCAGUUGUACAAGUCUGAAAAAUCCCUGGAUUGUUAGGAGUGCUGUAGCGUUUGUUGUGGUCAUCGUCAUUGUAAUAUUCGCAUCUCUGCAAGGAAAAACUAGCACUGAUUUGGAAAACGCAAAGUCCAGAGUCCAAAAGCUUGAAUCCAUGGUCGAAUCUCUACGAGAAAAUAUUCUGAUUCUGGAGAUGAGACUACAAUGCGCUACGUCAGAUAACAAUACUGACGAAAGAGGAAGGCCAUGUCCUUCAAGGACAGGAGGCAGAACAGGUCUUUUAAAGAAUAAGCGAAAAGGAGAUAGAACUACUUCAACAAGUAAGCCUUCCACCAAACCGACACUUGAUAGAAAGUCCAGCCAAGGCAUGGAAAACCUCAACGCUCAAAUGACGUUGAGCCAAAAAGGCUCAAAUCGAAAACGGACAACCAUCUACACUCACUGGGGAAAGUCAAAAUGCGAUGACGAAUCAGAUAUAUACACUGUAUAUUCAGGAAGAGUGGCUACCUUGCAUUCACAAACCAAUCCUGCCGUUGGUUCAGAAUAUAUGUGUGUACCUGACAGCUUUGAAUAUACUGAUACAAGACACAUGACAAGUGGACUGUACUUAUCACCCGUUCGAUUCGGCACGAAUAUGAGCGUUUUCAGACCGUUUAAUGAGGAAAAUUGCAAUCAGUAUCCAAGUAAAUGCGAGUGGUUCAGGGAACUCGAUCCAAGUUACUUCAGAGAACUCCAAAUGUUCCAGGUUCCUUGCGCAGUGUGCAGGCACGAAAAACGUUCAGCCACACUCGUCACUCCGGGACGCAAUACGUGUUACCCACUCUGGUUUAAAAUGUAUCACGGAGUUUUAAUGACAAAACAGGGUGGAAUUGCAAGAUCGGAGCACAUCUGUGUCGACUACGACGCGGAUGGUAUACCUGGUACCAAUACCACUGAUACAAACGGCCCGUUUAUACAGUUUGUUGCGUACAAGUGCAAUAAAUCUUACUGUCCUCAGAACACGGACAUUCCGAAAGCGUUGACAUGCGUUGUGUGCACAAUCUAAACAUAACAUAAUUAGUGGUUCAGAUACGUAACACUUAGAAUCUCGGCUUCGUUUGGAAAUUUUCAACGCCAUCGCCCUUAGUGCAACAACAACAAAAGACAAAUCGUAAGGAGGUCAUUGGUGAAAGGAGUUAGCAUGGCUUGGAAAAGAGUACAUGAACAGAUGUUGUCUUGGCAUCCGGACAUUAAGAUGCAAUUUUCGGCCCCAAAAAACCCUCCUGUGAGUUUGAAAAGCAAAGCUCAAGAAGGGCAAAGAAGUAUAUAUUCAUUUAGCCACAGCCGUGAGCGUAUAGUUAAGUAACUUAUAACUAUACUUAGAAAUUCCUAUGAUCAACAAUUCGAUUAUGCGCCCGGGUUUUAAUCGCGUGAUAAUUGGCGCAGGCAUUGCCGGAAAUAAUAUCCUCGCAUAGUAAUCAAGACCAAAUAACAUAGUUGUUUCAUUAUAAAUCUACCAGUCGUUCAAACCUUGUCAAAAAAUGGCUUAUGUUUAAAUUUUUAUUUACAACUGCACUCUGUUAGGCCACGCACUUAACCCGCUAUCUAUCACGGAUUAGAUAGCGAGCGGCUAAGCCAAUCAAAUUGCAGUAUUUGUAACAGAACGCUGGUAUAUGUAUACUACUUUUGAUUUGAAAUGGAAUGUUAGCCGACACAAGGAGAAACACAUUACAUGAUUUAACUACUAAAUAUUUAAACGUGUCUUGUUCAGGACUCGUCAUCCAACAUUCACAUAGCCAGCGGUAAUAGGACUGCGUGGAGUCCAAUUCUGUCCGUAAUCAUACUAGCGAUUGACAAAAUCGGAUGAUCGUGAAGCGGGAGUUCGAUUUGUUAAUCAUUAGUAUGAUUACAGACAGAACUCGACGACGCGAAUUCCUGAUACCAAUUAAUCAUAACUAUCACAAAAUUUAAGAAAGAAACUAGACAUUUUGUUAUAGUUUUGAUUAAGUAAGCAAUUAUACAAGAGAGCUUUCUUUGACUCAUUAUUGAGCACUAGUGGAACCCCGAUAUUUCAGAAAGUUUAGACACCCCGGUAUGGCGAACGGUGUCGGUGAAAUAUGGCGAUAAGAAUCAAGUUUCCGUCGAACAAACUAAGAAGGGAGAUUCAGAUUCGCUGUUCCUCAGGAACUAGGAAAGGAGGAUGGUAAUACGCUUUGCAGAAAAUCAUAACAACUGCAGAAAACUUCUUGCAAUCGGUACAACGAAUUACAGAAAGCUACUCCAUAAAAUGACAUUCAAUUUGGUUAUGGGAGCAACGACAUUUUCAGUCGGGACAAAGUGCGCAUCCCCUGAAAUUUAGGUGUAAAUGCAAUCCACAAUUAUCACAAGAUCCCACUGAAUUAUUUCAUUUACUUACUUUUUCCCUCGGACGGAGGAUUUAGAUGGUUCAUUUUUGACAUAAAUAGCAGUUUAAUUAUUAGAGAGCUUUCCUUGAAAUAUAUUAAUUCAUUCAAAUACAGCUCAUUCUUUUCUGGAUGCCAAUUCAUAACUUCUACAAUUUCCAAGCCUCUUUUUUAGAUGUUUAAAAUCCUCUUAGACGUGUAUGUGUCAAUAAAUAUUAAGACUCAGGCUUGUAUAAACUGAAAAUUUUGGAUCACAAAGUGUAUUAUGAGAAAUCUGGAAAGAGCAGAUUGCCUCACUUAAUAAAGAAAUGCAUUCGAUUUC